CAUUGCAUCAUGGGCUGCUUCGAUAAUCUAGUGGCCAAGAUCAAGUCGGUCUCGUCCGGCACCAAGAACCAGGAAAAGAACCCUGCCAACGACACAUUGAAAAACACGCCAGCUCCAGCAGAGAAAAACAAAAUGGCCGAACAACAACCCAUUAACGCGGACGCGACGCCCCAAACUCUCACCAUCGCUCUGCAGAAUAAGAGCAGUCAUAGCGAUGCAUACGCCUACGUUACUGGUCUGGCCAUCAACAACAACAAUCGCUACAGUUUUAUUCAAGCAGAUGGGCGCACAGUUUAUACUCCAGCCUCUCCAAGCCAGACUGGUGCACCUCUUGGUGCCGAUGUCGCCAUCCCUCUAGGCGCACCUGGUUCUACCAAGAAUGUCACCAUUCCCAGACUGGCAGGUGGCCGUAUUUGGUUCUCCUUUGGAUCGAAACUUACCUUCAAAUUGAACCCAGGUCCUGGAAUUGUGGAGCCUUCGGUGAACAACCCUUCGGACCCGAACAUCAACAUCAACUGGUGCUUCACUGAAUUUACAUUCAAUGACUACCAGCUCUUUGUCAACCUGUCCUAUGUUGACUUCAUUGGCAACAUUCCCAUCGCGAUUGCUAUCACCAACACUGCUGGCCAAGUCAAGAGCUCCCCAGGAAUGUCAGCAAACGGCUUCAACACCGUUGUGAGUGAGCUCAGAGCGCAGACUUCCCGCGACGGCCGACCUUGGGACCGCCUCAUCUACAGCCCUGGCGGAAACCCUCUCCGCGCCCUCUCGCCUAACAACCUCUUGGUCUCAGACGGCAACGCCUGGGGUAACUACUGGGACGCCUACGUGAACCAAGUCUGGUCUAAAUUCCAAUCCCAAGACCUCACCAUCAACACCCAAGCCGGCGCAGGUAACCUCACAGGUCGUGUCAGCAACAACCUGCUCAGCCUGGGCUCCGCAGGCACCUUCAGCAAGCCCAAUGCGAAGGACAUCUUCUCCUGCUCCACUGGGCCCUUCCAGACAGGCGAUAAUGGUGCUCGCAAUGCUGUCAUUCCCCGUCUGGCUGCUGCUUUCAACCGUAGUGUGUUGCUCGAUACCAACCAGACUCCUAACGGUAGCAACCCUGGGAACUACUACAAGAAUGCGACGACGAACCACUACGCGCGCAUUGUCCACCAAGUCCAGAAAGACGGACGCGGAUACGCAUUCCCCUACGACGAUGUCGUCCCCGACGGUGGUAGCGAUGUUGCUGGUGUUCUCUUCGAUAGCAACCCCACGCUCUGGACUGUCGCAGUUGGAGGUAACUAG
Molecule: messenger RNA, 1287 nt
Organism: Periconia digitata
Lineage: Eukaryota; Fungi; Ascomycota; Dothideomycetes; Pleosporales; Periconiaceae
Source: the annotation of a GenBank genome assembly